AUGGCCCCAACGCUUUCUUAUUUGGCAUUGACCAGCGCCCUUCUCUCGCUUUCUUCGUGUAUCUCUGUUUGUGCUACGCUCAGUCGCAGGUCCUCAGACGUGAACACCGUCUGUGCUAGCAUAGCAUCCUCCAUUUCGUCGGCCUCAGAAGUUUUUUACCCUCUGUCCAUACAGUAUACCGCGGACAACGCUCACUGGGCUUCAUCAAGCGCGCAGUCGUCGACAUGCUCAGUAGAGCCCGGGACAGCUGAGGACGUUGGAACCAUCGUUAAAGGUGGCGGCCACAGCUCCAAUCCCGGCUUCUCAUCUACCGCCGGCGUCCAAAUCUCCAUGUCCCGCUUUGGUGAAGUGAUCUACGACGAAGCUGCAAGCACUGUUGAGAUCGGGGCGGGCCUUAUCUGGGACGACGUAUAUGAGGCUCUUGCGCCGUAUGCAGUCAACGUCGUUGGAGGUCGUGUGACGGGUGUUGGCGUGGCUGGGUUCACCCUUGGCGGAGGGUACUCGUGGAAGUCCAACCAGUACGGUCUGACGGUCGACACUAUUCAAGCUUAUGAACUUGUCCUCCCUAAUGGGACUGUCACAACCGUCACUUCCGACAACGAUGACCUCUUCUGGGCUUUGAAGGGUAUUGUGACUAAGUUCACCCUCAAGACAUUCCCUCAAACCGAAGUCUGGGGCGGACUCAUCACCAUCACUGAACCCUAUCUCAACCAGACCGCAGCCGCGGUCGCAUCCUUUGUGGCAAACACGACCGACCCGAAGGCCGCCACCAUUCCUACAUUCAACUUCGUGCUUGGUGCUCCUGGUGUUUCGCUCUUGUUGUUCUACGAUGACCCGACCCCUCCAGAUGGUAUUUUCGACGAGUUCCUCGCGAUUCCGUAUUUCACCAAGGAUGUCAGCACGAGAUCCUUCGUGUCGUUAGUCCAGAGUGCACCGGCUAACACCACGUCUGGGCUUCGUGGGCUCUUCAAUACGGUCUCUGUCACGGAUUACUCGAACAACCUUAUGGACGUCAUCAUCCAGGAAACCAUAAAAUGGGGAACCAAACUCCAAUUAUCCCUCGACUCCGGCGCCUUCAUUUCCUACGACGUCGAGCCCUUCCUUCCCAACAUGCUCUCCAAAGGUCCCGACUCCGCUUUCCCACCCACCCGCUCCGUCACAUACUUCCCCACCAAUAUCUACUACGCAUACAUCGAUCCUCUCUUCGACUCUACAUUCCACGACGCAUUAAUCGAGACGGCGAGCACUAUCCGGGCGGCGGCGGUUGCGGAGGGCCAGGAUGUUGACGAUGCGCCGAUAUACGGGAAUUAUGCUCUCUAUGACGAGGAUCUAGAAAGCAUAUGGGGAGAUAAUGUGGGGAGGUUGAAGGCGAUCAAGGCGAGCGUGGAUCCGGGUAAUGUUAUGGCGUUAGCGGGCGGGUUUAAGUUUUGA
This is a messenger RNA of Stereum hirsutum FP-91666 SS1, 1431 nucleotides long. RefSeq names its product FAD-binding domain-containing protein. Bases 1 to 1431 code for a protein of 476 amino acids. Lineage: Eukaryota; Fungi; Basidiomycota; Agaricomycetes; Russulales; Stereaceae. The transcript has 9 exons. Gene Ontology annotation, molecular function: oxidoreductase activity; FAD binding. The record is from RefSeq and is a predicted model, not a curated record.